Spirodela intermedia is the source of this 7552-nucleotide messenger RNA. The record is from the annotation of a GenBank genome assembly. NCBI's taxonomy places the organism in Eukaryota, Viridiplantae, Streptophyta, Magnoliopsida, Alismatales, Araceae.
AUGACGUCGCCUGCACCGGCAGGGUCCUCCUUCCGCCCUCCCUCGCCCCCUUCUCCCUCCAUGUGCGAGGCCCCAGAGGCGAUGGCGAAGCGCGAGGAGGACUACGUGUACCUCCCCCUGGUGGACGCCAGGAAGGCUGUCAACAUGAAGGUCAACCUCUUUGCGGCCGUCGUGGAGAUCGGCGGCGCCACCCGCAGCAAGGGAACUGGUAGGCUAUUUUAGAUUGUUUCUGUCACUAGUUUUUAUGGAGUCAUUAUGUGGUUUUCGGUGUGGCUGAUUGGAGGCAGUGUGGGAUGCACGCGGGUGAUGUUGGCCGUACAUGUUUAACGGUAGGGGACCGGAAAAUUUCCGACUGUUAUAGUUAGUUUGUAUGUACAUUUGCGGGGAAAGUCGUUUUUUUUCAUCAACUUCGCGUUUUGUUUUUCACAUGUGCUUUGAGGCGCGUAUUGAUUUUUAUCAAAUGUGUCUCCGACUCUAUAUGUCGAACUCUUUUCUUUUAAACGGCUUAAAAUGUGAGGCAUCGUUAUCAGCUGGAAAGUUCAAUUGCUCAUUUUCUGACCUCGGUAGCGCUGAAAUCACGCAAGUGGAGACACUGUCCAUUUAGUAUCGGUUGAUCGUUCACUGUUUUCUUAAGUGUUAUUGGGAAGUACCUAUUUUUCUUCUCUCUGGUAACCAAGCAUUUUGAUGAGUAAAAGUUCUCAAAACUGUGAAGCCAGCUCCUUAUUGUCUUAAACUCAUUUCUUGUAUUGCUGUUAAUUUCCUUGCCUUGUUAUAUCUCUGUUUUUGUGAGGAGUCCGCGCCUUGGGCAGGAUCUUUCUGGCUCUCUUGGAUUCCUAUGGUUCUGAAAUAUCAAGUUUCUGCAGAAUUUGGAACGGAGAGCUAUCCUCCUUUCUACGGUCCAACUCCUUUGUUUUACGAAUCCUGGUUUUAAGAAUGAGUGAUUGCCCUUCUCCGAAAUCUCAUGCCCAAGUGGAAAGUGGUUAAGUAAUGUGUUCCAUUUAUUGAUUAGGGUUUGUUGGUGCUCUAUGACCCGAAGGAUGUUAGUAGUUGAAGAUUCCAUCUUUUUAACUCAUUUCGCUUCAAGUGUUGAACAUAUUUGGGAGAACCUAAUUUAUACACUUCCCCGGGGAUCCCUGAUGAGGGAACUUAGGAGAGCGUCGGACUCCAACUAUGCUCCAUGGACGACCACUGGUUUUGGGACAGUUGUAAACAUUAGAACAAUUGUAAACAUUAGACAGUUGUAAACAUUAGAACAAUUGUAAACAUUAGAACAAGCCACUUUUGGAAGAGAAAAUGUCGGUGUUAUUUCUUCCCUGGAUGGAUGUCCUGGUUGGUGGCAGGGUGGUGCCUAACAUCAUAAGGUAUUCCUGAGGCAGCUGGGUCAUCCAAACAGAUUCAACGGCGUCUUACGUUAUCAAGUGUUUCUCUUUCUAUUGGUCAUUUGUCUAUGUUAUUAAUCUGAAAUCCUUGUACAUUGCUUGAUAGAAAAAUGUUUCCCAAUCAUGUUCAUGGUAUCGUUUCUUCAUUUGAAACUGUAAUGUUGUAUUACCUAUGCUUAAAGGAGUGGUGAUGUCUCAUUUUACUACAUGGGAUGCUGAUAUAUUUUUAUUUCUAUUUCUUUGCAUUUUAAAUUCUUUUUAUUAGUUUGUUGAUCAUAUCUGUUGAAAGAAUUUAUUUUCAGUAUAUUUUUCAUUUCUGACUAGGGUGAAAUCAGCAUUUCCACAUAUAUGAAUGGAGAUUCGCAACGUUGACUAGAGGAGUUCUUUUUUAAUAUAUUGACUUAGAGUUCAGGUCUUGAAUACUCUUUCUUUGCCUCCUUUCCCUCAUUUGUUGAAGAAUCCUCACCUGGAGAGAAGUAUUCAUUGCUUUUCCCCUAUGCUUGCAUGAGCUGUUCUAAAAUUUGGCAAACGACUCAUUGGCAAUGAAGAAAAAAAGGCCGGUCUUACAGCUGCUCCGGACAUAUAUCUUGGCUGGUGGCAGGAUGAUGCCAAAUGCUAAAGGUAUCCCUGAGCCAAUUGAGUCAUCUAAACAGAGAAAAUGUAUCUGGCAAUGCCUAGCACAGUGAGUAAAUCUUCGAGCACUGGUAGAGUGUGAUUUUUUUUUUCAGUGAUAAAAAGAGAAACUUCCUUAGAAUGAAGUUAUUCUCUGGAUGCCUAUCGUUUAAGCUUACAUGGUUGGUGGGUCGUGCCAACUUGCAUCAGUUAGGCAUUUGCUAGACAUUUGCUUUGCCACCAAAUUUCUUUCUCGCUAAGUGUUAUUGAAUCUCUUUGUAGAAUUUGGAUCAAAUGUGACUUGGCUUGGGGUUCAUUGAGUGACAUCAAUGGAAAAAGUAGGUUUUUUAUUUCUAUACAAGAACUUCAUUCAUCUUGCCAGACUUAUGUUAUAACACUUUGUGAAACUCAGUUGAGGAACAUACUAUGGCCCUUUUUAGCAAAUGUAUGAGUAAAAGUGUUAGAUCAUUUGACACCCAAUUCACGUACUUAUCUAUUUUUUAAUCACUUCAUAAUCUUUCCACACAGUGAUUAAGAACUGAUUUGAACUACUACUGUUCUACAGGAGACUGUGCAUUUAGAGCUGCUUAGCUUGUAAUGGAGGCUUGUUUGCAUAUUGUCUAUUUCCUUAGCUGUAUUGCCUUUUCAUGUUAUUUUCUUUUCUUAGGUUUAAUGGAGAUUUAUUUCAUUUUUAUGAUAGUGUUGUUUAUUUAUAAAUCUGAGGUUAUUUUGCAGAUUAUUUUCUCAAAUUAAGGAUUGCAGAUCAGUCAUACACGCCUCCUGGUCUUUCAGUUAACUUUUUUUCUGAAAGUGAAACAAAAUUGCCACAUGUAAUGUCAUCAGGGGACAUAAUUUGUCUCCACCGAGUCGUGGUAAGCUUGCUUGGAAAGUGUACGUUAUUUUUCUCAAGUUAGAUUAUCUCGACAUCCUUUGAAUUCGAUUUAUUUUUUAACUGCAGCUUCGUAGGUUUUCCACGAAUUUGUUUAUUAUGGUUCACAGUUUUUUGGUUCUUCUCUCAUUCUCUUUGUUUCUUAUUUGAAGUUUUCUUAUAAAAGAUGUAUACUAGUUACUCGCGCAAUCCUGAUACUAAAUAGGUCUACUUGUGAUUCUGAUCUGGAUGGGACUUGUUCACUUCUAUUAGCUGUCAUAAGAAAACAUUAUUAUAGUCAAGUCUGAUCAAAUGGCCCAAAUGCCGGGUGGCCUUCUUUUUCGUCUCGAAUGACCUAAUGAAUAACUAAGUUUGUAUGUUACAGGUAUAAAUUAUUGUGAAGUAUGGUCCAGCUGCUUGUUGAUGUGAUUUUGGGGCAUAUAAGAAGAAAAAUCCUUUUUUUGUUUAAGAAGAUUUUGGUACGUUCUUUUGUUGAGUCACAGAAAAUAAUUUCUCUACGUCACUGAUUUGUCGUGGUGAUGGGCGAUUUUACAUUUCGUCCCAUUUUUUCAGUUACACAUUCUUUCUUAUAGUUUUCCAAUUACUUUAUGAUCAAGUAAUAUGAAAACUUUGCUAAGGUAGUGAAAAUUUCACGUAGUGAGAACUUUGUUAUAUCUAUGAUGUCUGAAAAGACGGAGUGAGAAUUCAGCUAAAAUUUCACGAAAUUAAUCAAAGUUGGAAGUGAAAUAUAAUGGUCUCUGAUGUGCUUCUGCUAAGGUGCAAACGACAAUAACAAAAGUAGAUUGUGAGUUUAUGGAUUUGUCUGAAAUUGUGGGAUAAUUUGGGUUUUUUUUGGUGAAAAUUGUGUUGUAGUUAUUAAACACAUGCUAAAAUCCUUGGGUAUCUUUGAUGGGUUGUAAAUGCUCGCAUGUUCUGUUUUCCAGAUAAAAAUUUAUGACGCGGAGGUGUAUUGUGCUUUCCACAAGAAGUUCUCUUCGUUUGCCCUUUUUGAGGGAAAAGGUGGUUCAAGCUUCAUCCCUUAUCAAGCUUCUCACAACUUCCACGCCAUGAGGCAUGAUGCAGACUUUAUUAAGAAGCUUCGGACAUGGUUGCUUGAUUAUCAACCUGAUUUGGGUAACUUUUUCUCUGACGGUUUCGUUUAUUUUGUGCUUUAAUGCUACGAACUGGAGUAUUAAAUCUGGACAUUGCAUCACUUCUAUUUCAUUUGAAAUGUGGAACUUUUGGAACUGGCUAGAGUUUUCUAGUAUCAUUUUGUGUAUCCUACUGAAAUUGUCACAUUGAUUGAGAGCUACGUUAAUCUUUUGUUUACUGAAAGCAUGGGAAGACAUAAUGACCGAGGAAAAAAUGGUGAAGCUGUGUGAUGGACAGCAACUAUAGAACCUAUCAGGGAAAAAAAUUAAACUUUUCUUUCCAUGAAAAAAAAUUAGCAGGACAAUCAAGCUUUUCAUUCCCGAAAAAAAUUGCCACAAGAAGAGCCCAUAUUGAUGCAGUUCAAAUUGUGAUACGAUUUAUAUACGCAUUACUGGGUGGCAGUUUGCGGGUUGUAAUUUUUGUUCUCCACUUUCAGUUCCUUGUGGAACUCUAAUGAUAUCCAUACUUUUUGUUUCUGCUCACGUGCUUAUACGAUCAUUUUAAACCUUGAUUUAUUUUUCAAAGUGUAAUUCUUGUCUGCUGGCAGGGGCCAAAAACUAUUCUUUGCAACUCAAGGAGAUAAAAGUUGGUCUGGAAUUUGACUUGAUAUGCAAAGUAUGUUUCAAUUUAUCUGUAAUUUAUCUCUCUUCACCUAAAAUGUUUGCCAGCAGUUUGACAGUUAACUUUUCUUUCCCGAACAUUAUAUCUGGACAUUUUCUCAGAGAAAAAAAACUCGAAUCUAAUCCCCGAGUGGGACAUUGUUUAAUAUAAUGUCUUCUGCUGGGUUUUGUUGAAGGUCCUUCAUGUGUGUGAAAUUGGUGAGGAUUCAUGGAUGCUUUUUGUAUGGGAUGGAACUGAUUGCCCUCCUAUGGCAAUUCAGACAGAGUUAAGUAUCUUUUUAGUUCAAAUGUUACAUUUUUGAUUUAUAAUUGAACCGAUUUGUAUUGAUAUCUUUUCUUGAUUGUUUGCUGGCUGUGUGCAUGAUGCCAUUCAGAUGCUUUAGGUGAUUUGGCCAUUACUGCUUGUUGAUCGGUUUAUUAAUAAAAAAAUUCUUCGGUGACAACUUUCUUACCAUUCGAUCUUGUCAUAUCUGAUCUGCGAACUCAUCUGUAAUUUGAAGGCUAACCUGAUUAUGCUUGGCCUUUUGAAAAAUAUCUCUAAUUUUUUAGUAGCAUUCUAAACUAACUCUGUUUUAUAAUAGAAAAGGAUGUCUAAUUUCUGAUGCACCACAGCCUAGACUCCGAAGUAGAACAGCCCACCCCCUUACAGCUGGAGUCCUCAUCACUGCCUGUAGAUGUGCUGCGGUUAUUUCCUCAUGUGGGUAGUGUGCUGAGAAUAACAGCGGGGAAGUCUUUCAAGGAGGUCCGGCAGUUGGUUUUCGGCAGCCAUUGGUUUAAAUUUCGCAAGAUAACCUGCGCGAACCAGUCAGGAGUAUGGAAGGGCAUGCUGCAGAGCUUGAGCAAAGUCUCCCUUCUGUCUGAUGAGGAUGAAUCUGUGCUACUUCGGGAAAGGUAUUUCUUUUGUUCAUACAUGGACAUUCAACAUAAGAGCAUCUCAUUCAAGAAAAACAACCUAGGAGGACAAUCAAAACUUAUUAGCCCAUAUGCUCAUUUUUUAUUUUCUCAAUUUUUUAUUGUCAUUUAUUUAUAUAAACGACCUAUUGCAAUCAAUCUGUGCCCUUUCAAAAUAGGAACUACAAUGAACGGAUCACGUCUGAUCUGCUGCGUCGACCUAUGUCUUGCUUUCCGCGGCCUUCUUGUGUCACAGGUAACUAGUCUGGGGGUGAUUGGACAUUUCUUCCUUUUCAAUUUUGUGUCAUAGUGAUGGCUCAUCAGUGAUUAUUACCUAAUAUGGGUUCGAUCGGGCUUAGCUAAAAGGGAAAUUGUGUGGGUUUCAUAUUUGAAUGAAAUUAUUUCUGGUGGAGUUCGUUCCAUCUUUUUGCCAAAAAAAGAAACAGUGAGGCUUCUGAUCUAGGUUUGGCCGGCCCUGCAUUCCCCCUUCCCCAUUAGGAAUCAAGGGUGGGCGAUGGAGAAAUCAGUGGGAAAAACAGAGAAAGAAUCAGCCUUCCCGCUUGGAAUUGACAGAAACCCAUGAACAGGAAAAUAUAGAAUAUAUAGACAGAUAAAUCUGUCUUUUUUUUACUAGUUUAUAUAUAUAUAUAUAUUUCGAUAUUAAUCAGAUUUCUAUAACGGUCAAAAAAUUGACCGUUCUCCUUUGUUUUCUCUCUCUAUCACAUCAGAUCAGAAAACUUGCUUUCGAUAAUUCUGCUCGUCGCUGCUGACACAUCUGCCUAUCUUUUCGAUCUUCUUUGGCAUUCUAGAGACGGAUUACUCUCAUCUGGUGGAUGCAACUCUUAUGGAUUCUCUCACACAUCCAGAGGUUUCUCUUUCUUUCGUCCACCCUCCAUAUAUAUAGCAUUGAAACUCCUGGGCACCACACGCUUUCAUAAUUUGGCAUGGCAUGAUUUGUUCUUGAUUCCAAGGUUGAGCACAUCACUCUGCUGCUGCUGCUGCUUUAGGUGACGCACAAGUGUAAGUGUGUGGUGCGCGUUGUGGCCGCCUGCCCUUGGCGGGCUGAGAACUUGCUCUCCUCGAGCCGAGGACAGUACAGGCUCAGACUGACCCUGGAGGACCCGACGGCGAGGAUCCACGCCUACAUCUGUGAAGAAGAUGGGGUCAGUGAACUCAUCUCAUCUCCCAAUAAAAUCACUCAUUUUCUGGUCACGAUCCUUCUUUAGAAACCCACCCAUUUAUAGCCGAAUCAUCGCCUUUUAUGGGUUGUAAUGUUUAUUUUUCUGAUCAUCAUUCUCUAUGAACAGCUAGCUAUGACUUUAUUCGAAUAGAUGCAAUAUUUGUUGCCAUAUGAUCGUCAGAAGGCCCUUAGGAUCAUCAAAUUACUACCCAGAAAAGCAAUUAUCCGAAUUUAUUGAAAUGCUGUUGAUCUUCAUGACUGGAGUUCUUGCGUUCAAUCCGGAAGGGUUUUUUUUUUUUUUUUUUGCCCAUUUCUCAUCAUCAUCAUGGUCAUCAGUCACUUUCGACAAUUAUCCAAAAUUUCAGCCGAAUUGAUUGUUAGUGCCCUUCUGAUCAUCAGAUUACUACCCAUUAAAGCAAUUAUCCGAAGCUUCAGGCGAAUUAAUUAUGAUCAUCGAAAAUAACAAUUAUCCGAAUUUUCAGUUGAAUUAACUGUUAUUGCGUGCCUUAUUAUGAUCAUCGAAUUGUUUCCCAUAAAAGCAAUUAUCCGAAUUAAUUGCUAGUUGAAUCAGUUGCUUGUGAGUGCCCCUGUGAUCCUCGUCGACUGUGGUUCACACAAACAGGUGAAGUUCUUCGGGGACGAUCCCUCGAUCGAGGAUCUGGAGAGGAAGAUGAGCAGGCUCCUUGGGAUAUCCAGAGAAGUCGGCUCCGCAGAUCUUGGACAAGGUCAACCCGCCACCCCGCGGGACCCACCGUGGGUGAGUGUGUGCUUGAAAUCCUACUGCCUUGACUUUGACCGGCCCUGGGAGAGCAGGAAAUACAGGAUCUUCGGCACGAGGCUGCUGGACUGA